AUGACCGAGGCGCUCGAACAUCAAGUUCAAUUGCUCCGGCAAAUCGACUGGUCGCUCGAGAACUUUAAAAAGAUCGGGAAAAACAAUUACACUGCCGCGAAAAUCCGAAAUAGACUCAGUGCUUUGAAGGAGUUGCGGGCGCAAGUUCAAACAGGCCACGCCAAACUACGGUGCACGGUGUCGAUGGAAAGCCAGAAGACCAUCGAAUACUUCAAGGACAAUCAUUUCGAGGUCUGUGAGGAGCUCUACCUCCGUACCUCCGAUUAUAUGUCCGAAUGUCUGGAAGAGGUUGAGCCAAUCGUAAGUCCGAAUACGUCAGUUACUCAGGACAGCUCAAGUCCAAGCUCGUCCUCCGCAUUCUCGGUAUCCCAUCUUCCACCGAUCAGUCUUCCACCGUUCGAUGGUAAAUUUGAGGAGUGGGAAAGCUUCCGCGAUCGAUUCACGUCGCUAAUUAUUCAGAACAAGGAGCUCAAGGACUUCGCGCGUAUGCACUUUCUCACGUCCAGCUUAACGGGUCGCGCUCUCGAGUGUGUUCGAAAUCUACCGGUGACCGUGGACAAUUUUAAAGUCGCGUGGGACACGCUAAAAUCGCGAUUCGAGUGCAAGCGGAGACUCAUCAACGUUCAUCUAAUGUCGUUAUUGAAUUUGCCGGUCAUUCAACGCGAGUCCGCUCUGGACCUGCAAGGUCUUCGCGAUAAGACUAUCGCCACGAGAGCAGCGCUCACCAACUUGAAACGCUCUCCCGAGGAGUUAUGGAACGACAUGCUCGUGUGUCUAGUGUCGCAAAAGUUGGAUCCUGUCACGCGAAAAGCGUGGAAGUUAAAAAUAAACGACGCCACUACGGUGCCGUCAUACAAGUCAUUGGAUGACUUUCUUGACACGCGAGUUCGAGCACUCGAGGAAUGGAAGCCGCCCCUCUCGGCCCCGGAGAAAUCAACGAAACCAUCGCACGCACAGAAAAUUACAAGCGCAACCGCUAGCGCAAAAGCGCCAUUGCAAUGUUCAUUGUGCAAAUCCAAUCAUUUGCUUCAUGCAUGUCCGCAAUUUGCCAAGAAGAGUACGAGUCAGCGUCGCGAUUUCGUAAAACAGGACGGCCGUUGCUUUAAUUGCCUAAGCAAAGGUCACGCGAUUCAAACGUGUGCGAGUAAAUAUACUUGUCGGCAAUGUAAGAAAAAACAUCACACGUUGUUACACGAUGACUCGAGCUCUUCUUCUCAACUCGAUGACGUGACGCCGUCGAGCCAAUCGGAAAAGUCCGCAGAAAUCAAAUCUGCCGAAGUAAAUUCGUUGUCGUAA
This is a messenger RNA of Vollenhovia emeryi, 1296 nucleotides long. RefSeq lists its product as uncharacterized. The transcript has a single exon. Lineage: Eukaryota; Metazoa; Arthropoda; Insecta; Hymenoptera; Formicidae. The record is from RefSeq and is a predicted model, not a curated record. Bases 1 to 1296 code for a protein of 431 amino acids.